This is a messenger RNA of Populus trichocarpa (black cottonwood), 3342 nucleotides long. Its product is annotated as kinesin-like protein KIN-6. Gene Ontology annotation, cellular component: kinesin complex; microtubule. Gene Ontology annotation, molecular function: microtubule motor activity; ATP hydrolysis activity; microtubule binding. Bases 73 to 2928 code for a protein of 951 amino acids. Gene Ontology annotation, biological process: microtubule-based movement. NCBI's taxonomy places the organism in Eukaryota, Viridiplantae, Streptophyta, Magnoliopsida, Malpighiales, Salicaceae. The transcript has 23 exons. The record is from RefSeq and is a predicted model, not a curated record.
UUUGUUUCCGCCUAACUUGCGAGUUCAAAGUUUUGAACUCAGGAACAGAGUGGGAAAGAGGAGAGAGAAGAAAUGGAGGCGAAAAGUCCAUCUGAAUGUCCAAACACAGUCACCGUCCGGCGAAACCCUCACAGAAGAGCGAGGCCUACACCUUCUGCUUCCAUAAACCCUAAUCCCAAUGCUCAAAAUCCAAAUAUGAAAAGAGAAAUCUCUUCAUUCCCAAUUCAAGACAUUCUUGCAAUGGAAAUCCCUCAAAAGAACCCACCAGAACCACCAGCACCUGCUACCUCAGAAGACCUUAAAGUUUAUCUUAGAAUUCGACCCAUUGUUACGCUUAAGCCAAACACCAAAGAUCAAAAAAUUUUUAGGCAAAGACAGAAAAACGCUUGGCCUCAAAACCCUUCAUCCAAAAACAAUAGUGCGAACGUAAAGAAAAACAACACCACCACCACCACUAGUAGUAGUAAUGAGGUUUGUAUAGAUGUCAAUGAUUCUCAUUCGGUUACUCUAUCACCACCUGCAUCCUUACAAGACUCUAAAAGAAUUAAAUCCGAGGUUUAUGAAGGAUUUUCUCAUGUUUUUGCCUCCGAUUCCACUCAGAAUGAGGUGUUUGAGAAGAUGGUGAAGCCAUUAGUGGAUGAUUUUCUUAAUGGAAAAAGUGGACUGUUAGCUGCAUUAGGUCCAAGUGGUUCAGGGAAGACUCAUACAGUUUUUGGGACUCCUAGGGAGCCUGGGAUGGUUCAUCUAGCACUAAAACAGAUUUUUAAGGAGGCUCAGCAAUGUGGUUCUAAGUUGACAAGGGAAUUCAAAGUAUCUGUUUUUGAAAUAUAUUCAGAUCGAGGUAAGGGAGAGAAAAUCUCUGACUUAUCCCCAGAUGGAGGUGAUUUGUCUAUGCAGCAGGCUACCAUUAAAGGUCUCCAAGAGGUUGCCAUUUCUAGUGCUGCACAGGCAGAAUCCUUGAUAGCUUGUGCAAUGUUGAAACGCACAACAGCCAUGACCAAUACGAAUAGCCAAUCAAGCCGGUCACAGUGUAUCAUUAACAUCCACAGUUUUGUCAGAGAUCCAGAUGUUGAACCAAACAAUGCUGUCCUUACCAUUGUUGAUCUCGCUGGAGCAGAGCGCGAAAAGAGAACUGGCAAUCAGGGGUCAAGAUUGAUCGAAAGUAAUUUCAUCAAUAAUACAUCAAUGGUUUUUGGCCUAUGUCUUAGAUCACUAUUGGAGCACCAGAGUAAUCCCAAGAAACCAUUAAAGAUGCACUUCAAGAACUCCAUGUUGACUCGGUAUCUACGAGAUUAUCUAGAAGGAAAAAGAAGAAUGACUUUGAUAUUAACAGUAAAACCAGGAGAACAUGACUAUUCCGAUACAUCCUACUUAUUAAGACAAGCUUCUCCUUUUAUGAAAAUCAAGUUCACUAAUGUUGAGGAACCAUCUAUGUUUCUUAACAAGAGGAACAUUGAAAUGUUGCCUAGAGUUGAACAGGCAAAAAAAAUGAAAUGCAGUGGACGGUAUGCAAAGACCGAGGAAGGAAAAAGUGUUAGAGACGAACACCCACUCUUGCCAAAAGUUACCAAAAGAAUCUACACAUCGGACUCUGUUUGUGCUGCUCUAGUCAAGCCUGACUCUAUUGAUUUGCCAAGGGAGAGAAACCAUCAAGUCAUGCAAAAUUUUGCGAAAGCUUUAUGGAAUGUCUUGAAGCAAUAUAAAGAAAAACUCAUGGUGGCAGAAAGGGAAAUCCAAGGUCUCAAUGAGAUUAUUGGAAAUGAAAAGACAAGAUAUUUUAAGCUAGAAAAGGAGCUCAAGGAUUUUAAAUCAUACUGUUCUUGCUCCAUGGAAAACUCAACGGUGUCCACCUUGGUUAACAUAGAUACCAAGAGCAAAGCCCUUGACCCCAGGUGUCACAAUGACUUUGAACCUGGAAAUGAUCAAGAUGUAUUUGCUGAGGCACCUGAAUGCAAUACAACUCAAAAAUUUGAUGGUACCCCUGGGCAUGAUCAAAAUAUAAUUUUUGAGAUAGAGGAGAGUGCUCAUUUUCUGAACCUUAAGGCAUCUGAAUGCGAUGGUUCUCCAAGAAAAGAUCGAGAGGCAACUCCUAAAAAAUGUGACUCCACCCCAAUACAGGAUCAAAAUGUAAUUUAUGAGAUAAAGGAGAAAGAUCAUUUUCUAAACCUCAAGGCAUUUGAAUGUGAUGGUUCUCCAAGAAAGGAUCAGGGUGCAACUAAAAAAUACGAUUACACCCUAGGACAUGAUCAACAUGUAUUUUCUCAGAUAAAGGAGAAAGAUCAUUUUCUAAACCUCAAGGCAUCUGAAUGCAAUGGUUCUCCAAGAAAGGAUCAAUGUGCAACUAAAAAAUGCGAUUACACCUUAGGACAUGAUCAAAAUGUAUUUUUUCAGAUAGAGGAGAAAGAUCAUUUUCUAAAUCUCAAGGCACCUGAAUGCAAUGGUUCUCCAAAAAAGGAUCGAGGUGCAACUAAAAAUUGCGAUUACACCACAGGAAAUGAUCAAUAUGUAUUUUCUCAGACGGAGGAGCAUGUUCAUUCUCUAAAUCGUAGGGCAUCUGAAUGCGAUGGUUCUCCGAAAAAGUAUCAGGAUGUUGUUACUAAGAAAUCUUUGGAUCCAUCUGUAUCACCCAAAGAUGUCGCAUCCAUUCAAAAGUGCAACCUUGAUGUGCCAGAAAGUGAAUUACUGUCAGAUAGUUCUUGCAAACCAUUGAAUGUUUUGAAACCAAAAAGGAGACUGUUGCCUGCCUCUUCUACAUUACUGAGGGAUAUCCCUUUGGGCAUUGAGGAUGAAUCUGAGAAGCCAAAAAUUCCAUAUCUGUUUGCUAUGCAGGGAAAUAGAGGUGCGAAGAAAUCGGCAGCAGAUGAAACAAAAAGAACUCAGGGCAGCAUCUCUCUCUUGCGUUUGCUUCAAAGCAAUCUUCAUGUCUAGCAUUAGCUGCUGCAUCUAGAAAGAUUGCCUUUUGGUCAUAUUUUUUUUUUUGUUUUGGGUUCCAACAAAAAUUAAAGUAAAAUAGUUGAUUAUACAGCAAUUUGUAUAGAAAAUGCAAGUAAAUAUAAGUUGCUGGAAGAAGGAAUGUAAGCUUUUGUUGCGACGUUGAGGCUCUGAGUAACCUUUUGGGUUUGUCUAGUUUCUAAUCAAAGAACGAGGGCUUUAUAAACAGAAUGCUGCAUUGUACUAGGCUUGGAUUCUUGUUUGUUCAUUGCCUUGCGGAAAUGUUGUUUGCCGCUGAUCUUGAAGUUGUUCAUAUAGAAUGAGUCUCGGAUCGUUUGUAAUGGAGAUGUAUGUUAGCUGAUUUCUUUCUUGAUGGCUGAACUUUGAAUGGAUGACUUUCGAUUUUUAUGA